AUGAUGCCCAGUUUGCACAGCUCCACGAUCCUCGCGGCUUACAUCAUCAUCUUCCUCACUGGUCUCCCCGCCAACCUGCUGGCUCUGCGGGCCUUCAUGGGGCGGGUCCGCCAGCCCCAGCCCGCACCCGUGCACAUCCUCCUGCUCAGCCUGACGCUGACUGACCUCCUGCUGCUGCUGCUGCUGCCCUUCAAGAUCAUGGAGGCUGCGUCCGAUUUCCACUGGUAUCUGCCUGAUGUAGUCUGUGCCCUCACAGGUUUUGCCUUUUUCAGCAGCAUCUACUGCAGCACUUGGCUCCUGGCGGGUAUCAGCAUUGAGCGCUACCUGGGAGUGGCUUUCCCUGUGCAGUACAAGCUCUCCCGUCGGCCCCUGUAUGGAGUGAUUGCUGCUCUGGUCUCCUGGAUCAUGUCCUUUGGUCACUGCACCAUUGUGAUCAUCGUUCAGUACUUGAACUCAACCCAGCAGGCGGGAUACAGCAAUGAAGUGACCUGCUAUGAGAACUUCACCCAAGAGCAGCUGGACGUGUUGCUGCCUGUGCGGCUGGAGGUGUGCCUGGUGCUCUUCUUCAUUCCCAUGGCGGUCACCAUCUUCUGCUACUGGCGCUUUGUGUGGAUCAUGCUCACCCAGCCCCACGUCGGGGCCCAGAGGCGGCGCCGAGCUGUGGGGCUGGCUGUUGUGACACUUCUCAAUUUCCUGGUGUGCUUUGCACCUUACAACAUAUCCCACCUGGUGGGGUUUUUCACGAGGGAAAGCCCUGAAUGGCGGGCGGAAGCUGUGGUGUUCAGCUCACUCAACGCCAGUCUGGACCCCCUGCUUUUCUAUUUCUCUUCUUCGGUGGUGCGCAGAACCUUUGGAAAAGGGCUGCAGCUGCUGCGGAAUCAGGGCUCCUCCCUGUUGGGAUGCAGAGGCAAAGAGACAGCAGAGGUAACGAAUGGGGACAGGGGUGUAAGUCAAGCAGAAGGGGCGCCAAAUUUGGACUUCACCACAGACUAG
Messenger RNA from Galeopterus variegatus (Sunda flying lemur), 993 nucleotides. It is a transcript of the gene FFAR2, whose product is annotated as free fatty acid receptor 2. NCBI's taxonomy places the organism in Eukaryota, Metazoa, Chordata, Mammalia, Dermoptera, Cynocephalidae. Gene Ontology annotation, cellular component: plasma membrane. The record is from RefSeq and is a predicted model, not a curated record. Gene Ontology annotation, biological process: cellular response to fatty acid; G protein-coupled receptor signaling pathway. Gene Ontology annotation, molecular function: G protein-coupled receptor activity. The transcript has a single exon. Bases 1 to 993 code for a protein of 330 amino acids.